GGGGCUGGAUCCUCCCUCCGGAAGUGGCUUGGAGGCCGUUGUGCCGGCGUCGUCUCCCUGGCUCGGCUGGGCGGCUGGGGGUUUCGCGCGGCCAUGGCAGACCCUGACCCCCGCUACCCCUGCUCCUCGAUCGAGGAUGACUUCAACUAUGGCAGCUGCGUGGCCUCCGCCAGCGUGCACAUCCGAAUGGCCUUUCUAAGAAAAGUCUACAGCAUUCUUUCUCUGCAAGUUCUCUUAACUACAAUGACAUCUACAUUUUUUUUAUACUUUGAUUCUGUACGAGCAUUUGUACAUGAAAGUCCUGCCUUAAUUUUGGUGUUUGCACUUGGAUCUUUGGGAUUGAUUUUAGCCUUGACUUUAAACAGACAUAAGCAUCCCCUUAACCUCUAUCUGCUUUUUGGAUUUACACUGUUAGAAGCUCUGACUGUGGCCUUUGUUGUUACUUUCUAUGAUGUAUAUAUUGUUCUGCAAGCUUUUAUACUGACUACUGCAGUAUUUCUUGGUUUGACUGUAUAUACUCUACAAUCUAAGAGAGAUUUCAGCAAAUUUGGAGCCGGACUAUUUGCUGUUUUGUGGAUUUUGUGCUUAUCAGGGAUCUUAAAGGUAUUUUUUUACAGUGAGACAAUGGAGUUGGUCUUGGCUGCCGUAGGAGCUCUUCUUUUCUGCGGAUUCAUCAUCUAUGACACACACUCCCUGAUGCAUAGGCUGUCACCUGAAGAGUAUGUAUUAGCUGCCAUCAGCCUCUACUUAGAUAUCAUCAACCUAUUCCUGCACCUGUUGCGGGUUUUGGAAGCAGUUAAUAAAAAGUGAUUGAAAGCAGUAUGUAGAAAUGGAUUCAUUAAGUAAUAAAGUUCGAAAUGUAAUCAACUAUGCUAUGUACUUCUGAGCUAUUACUGUAAAAUAGUAAGAUAGUGACAUUGUAUUAGUAUUACAUAAUGGAAAUUGUAAUUAUAUGUAAUAUAUAUUAAAUAUAUAAUUACUAGAUUAUAUAACAGUAAUAUAAAUCUUGCUAUUUAUGUUGUCUCAUUUCUAAAUCCUUGAUUUGGAAUCUGAGAUAAGAGAUAACAAAAUUCUGUUUUUGAAUUUUUUUCAAUCUUAAAUUUGCCAUAUAUAGAUGAUUCAUUUGCAAUUCAAAAAUAAUUUCAUGGGACUUCUCUUGUAGUGCUGUGGUUUGUGGAUCCAGUGUUGUCACUGCAGCGGCUCAGGUUCCUGCUGUGGUGUAGAUUUAGUCCCUCACCCAGGAACUUCCAUAUGCUGUAGGUGUGGCCGUAAAUAAAUAGUAGACUUUCUACUACUAAAUAAAUAAAACUUCAUGAGUAGAUAAAUGCUAUCAAUUUACCUUUGUCUAGUGAUUUUAUCUAAAUUUCCCUUAAGUAGAUAAUAUUAGAUAUGAUUUUGAUUUUAAAGUACUUGUGUCUUUACCAUUAUUUAUACUUUAGUAUAAAUCUUCUUUUACCAUAUUUUAAUCUUAUUUAGAAAGGAAAAAAGUAUAAAAGAUUAAUUUCACAAAGUUAUUCAGUAUUAUAAUAAAAUUAUUUAAAAAUGUUAAUGAUAUUUCGUUAUAAAAUGAUGUAUUAAAAAUUAAAAGUCUGCUUCACAGAUAUUUUGACAUCAAAUUUAACAUUUGGUACAAGUUUCAUUUAAAAAUGACAGCAGUUCCCUGGCCCAGGAACUUCCACAUGGCACAAGUACAGCCAAAAAGGAAAAGAAAAAAUUAUAGCAGGAUAUCAGUGGCUAGUGAAACUUUGGCAGAUUAGUUUGCUAGAGUGACAUAAUAAAGUACCACAGACUGUCUGGCUUAAACAGAAAUUUAUUUUCUCAGAGUUCCAAAGGCUAAAAGGCUGAGGUCGAGGUGGCAGCAGGGCUGGUUUCUUCUGAGGUUGGUAGAUGGAUAUCUCCAUGUAUCUUCAUAUGGACUUCUUUCUGUGCCUGUUGUGUCCACAUUUCCUCUUCUUAGAAGGAUACCAGUCAUAUUGGAUUAGGGUCCAUCCUAAUACCUCAUUUUCCUUUAAUUACUUCUUUAAGGACCUUAUCUCCAAAAUACAGGCACAUUCCGAGGUACUAGAAGUUAGGACUUUGCAGUGGUCUGAAAGUUCUGUGUUGAAACCUAAUGCCUAUUGUGAUGGUGAGGAGGUAGGGCUUUGGGGAUGUGAUUAGGUCUUGGGGAUGGAGUUUUCAUGCAUGGGAUUCGUGCUUUUUAUAAGAGACCCCAGAGAUUCCCUCACCCUUUCUGUCAUGUGAGGUGACAGCAAAAAGCACAGUCUAUGAACCAGGAAGAGGGCCUUUAACUAGACACAGAAUCUGCCAGCACCUUGAUCAGAACUAAAUUUGAAAUAAUUUUUUUUAUAAACACUACCAGUUUUUCUUAGUAAACACCAUCCAUGUUUUGUUACGUCUGCUUGAAUAGACUAAACCAGACUUCAUCGUACAAAUUUUUAGGGGAUACAACUCGGCCUAUAAUACUUAGUAAGCAUUUUCCCAGCUAGUAAACUGAAAUAAAUUAGUAGAAUAUAGAUUUAGCCUUUGGUGAGUUUCAGAUGUAAAUUUGACUCCAUCACUAUCAGUUAAUUGUUGAAUACCCAAUUGCAUGAUGCUGUGCUCACGGUUAACACAGUAUCAGAAGAGCGUCACCAACUGAUUAUGUGACCUUUGGCAAGUUACUUAUCUUUCUGUACUUCGAUCUUUUACCUCAUCUUUAUAGUGGGAAUAAUAACACCUUUAUUGGGAUGUUGUAAGGAUUAAAUGAGAUGGAUAUGUCAUAUAAAUUGUUUAUUAAUGUCAGCUGCUAUUAUUGUUAUUAUUGUCAGUCUAAAAACAGAAUGUAUUGAAUUGUGACUAAAGAUACUAAAUAAGCAAAUGCAUAUUUGAUAUUUUUAAAAUGUAAGAUAAUGCCAUUUUUUUCCAGCAAAUUAUUGUUUGGUUUGGGGAAUAUAGUUUCUUUAAUAAAAAUUGGAGACCUCUAAUUAAUUUAUCUUUUUUAAAUGAUAAGUAAACUUAAAAAUUUGUUUUAAUUUCUGAUAUGACAAAUAUUGUAAUUUCUAAGAGUAUAAAGAGAUUACAAGACCAAGAAGUUUGAAAAACA
This is a messenger RNA of Sus scrofa (pig), 3082 nucleotides long. RefSeq names its product transmembrane BAX inhibitor motif containing 4 (gene TMBIM4). Gene Ontology annotation, cellular component: membrane. Gene Ontology annotation, biological process: negative regulation of apoptotic process. The record is from RefSeq and is a predicted model, not a curated record. Lineage: Eukaryota; Metazoa; Chordata; Mammalia; Artiodactyla; Suidae.